AUGACGGAAACUCUUUCUUGGCUUGGCAGUCUGAGGCACAAGUGGCUUUUGCUUGUAGACAGUAUGGAUCAAAAGAAACUUAGCUCCUACACACGAAAAAUGUUUUUGGGUCAGUGGAAAAACAAAACUUUAGGGGACAUUCUUGUCACUUCUCGUAGAAGUCCUCAAGCGGUGUGUGAGGACCUAGAUCUUCGUCCUGAAAACUGUCUUGAGCUGGAUGCUUUUUCUGUCGACCAAUCUAUUGAAUUCCUAAAGAAACGCACCAGAUUAGCAUCCGCUUUUGAAAAUCAAGAGGAAGGAGUGAAAGAACUUGCUCAGGAGCUCGAUGGAUUACCGUUGGCCUUAGGUUUAGCUGCUGCUUACGUCAGUGUGUUAAAGUGCUCGGCUCAGUCGUACCUUGAGCAGUAUCGUAAACAAAAGUCGAUUCUUUUGAAUAGGAAAAGCGCCAAACCAUGCUCAGAGGUCUACAGUGAGGCACGCCUGGCAGUACAAACAACAUGGUGUAUGAAUUUCAGUUAUAUAGAAAAUGACGAAACGGAUGAAAGGAUUGGAAAGGCGGCGGCUUUCUUCAUGAAAAUUGCCACAUAUCUGUCCCCAGAUGAGAUACCCAUUGAGGUUUUAAAUGUGGGCGCCCCAGAGAUUGAACAUAAAUACCUGAAGGACCGCUUGAAACUGCCAAUCGGUGCAGAACAAAUUGUUGAUUUGUUGCUUAGGUUUUCACUUUUCAAACGCAAGUCAGAUGAUAGCUUGAGUAUCCAUCGACUUGUUCAAGAGACUUUGAAAGAGCGUUAUAGUAAUAAAGGCGAAACUGAAAAGGCUUUUUCCUCUGCCGUACGAAUGUUGCACCAUGCAUUUCUCGACUGUAUUGGGGGCACAGAAUUCCUUGUCGAUGUGGAUGCGACAGUGAAGUCUCUGAAAGAUAAGACAGGGUGGAGUGGCAAGUAUCUUGUCCAGCAGUGUAGCGCAAAUAUUAUCGAGGCCAAUUUGGAGGUUCGACGAUGGAAAACGCUCUCCGCGAACGCUCUUCACCUUAUUCUUCAUCUCUUGGCAAAUUCAUGCUUGAAGCAUGAUUACCUACUCCAUGAGGAAACUGCCAGGAUAUUUUGCGAAGCAGCCUUCUAUUGCUAUUUUUUGGGCAUGAACAGUGAAGGAUACCGCUUACAACAACAAGUGUUCGACAUUUUGUGCGCAGUGAAAAAGUCCAUUUGUUUUUACAAAGGGGAUGAACUAAUGAACGUAGCGAGAGUCCUAAGGCCCCGUUAUGACCCUAGUCUUCUUGCAUUAAAGUUAACAUCUCCGUCAGAAGAAACGACUGAAAAUGUCAUCGGCAGAACGGGUGUCAACAUAGGCACCACUCAAAACAGCGAAUUGUUACAAGGGAUUGAAAUGAUAGAACCAAAGGCGAGAGAAGCUUUCUCCAGGGGCGAUUAUCAAGCCUCGUCUGAUUUGUACACUGAGAUUGUUAACCUACCAGUUGCGGUAAAUCAACCUUGCGUUCGUCCUCUUGGAACAAUUUUUUGUAACCGUGGUAUUGCGAAUAUGCAAUUGAAAAACGUUGAGACAGCUUUGGAAGACUUCAAUGCUUCUAUUUACGCAGACACUGAGCUAUAUCGUGGUUACUACUGGAAGACAUACGCACUUUGCAAACUCGUUGAAAGUGGUAGAACUGAGUUCACCAGCAGAGCCCAAGCGGCAGCAGCAGUACUUCAUUACAAAUUUGCAAAUUCCAAAGCAGGUGAUAUUCGAAAACUGCAACAUAAAUUUCAGAAAGUUUCAGGAUUACUUGAUAGAAUCAACAACAAGUUUGUUACCAAUGUUAACCAGCUCAAGGAACUAGAGAGUCAGCUCUCUGAAGAACGAAAUUCAGAUGAUUCAUUUACAGUCAUUCUAGCAGAAAGGAAAUUUGAUUUGAAUAAGAUUGUUUUAUCGGACCGAUGUUAUUAUUUUGUCUGUCUUCCUGGAGGUUCCGCUGUGCUUAGUUUCAGGGAAGGUUUGUUUUUGUCAGAUGUGUCUUUUCUAUUUGAAAAUGUUCAUUUUGAGAAUUCUGUGCCCUCAGCAAACCGUGAUCAACCGUUGUCGUCUGAAGCGGCCGGUAGUACUGCAGAGAGAGAAAAGCUACUUUCAAUAACGUUAGGAAAAUCAUACCUUAUUAAGAAGCAAGUGACGGCCGGCAGUGAAGGCGAACUUAACGCUCUGAUAGAGGCUUAUGACGUUGAAUCAUUGGUCAUGGAUCACUGUUCUCGCGAUUUUUCAAAUGGUGUAGGGUUAUUGGUGGAGGGACAUCACCGUCAGCAAGUAAUUGUUUCAGUGAGGUCUACUGUAAUUCAAAUGAGUAGUGGGCCUGGGAUCUUUAUUCGAGGAGGAACAGCUGAUUCCCACAUAAGUAUUUGUGACAGUAAACUACGCAGCAAUACGUGUGGUAUUUUAAUGUUUACCCCAGCACUUUCUUAG
Molecule: messenger RNA, 2451 nt
Organism: Porites lobata
Lineage: Eukaryota; Metazoa; Cnidaria; Anthozoa; Scleractinia; Poritidae
Source: the annotation of a GenBank genome assembly